CGUGUCGUCGGGCUCACCACGUCGGAGGAUACACAGCAUGAGGGACAGAGUGGGGGCUCCGGGCACCUGCCUCGGGAAGGUGCAGGGGGCCAGCGAGGACUCAGACAGGCUUCUGUAUGGACUUGAAAGAGCACAGUGGGAGAGGCCUUGCGCGACAGAUACGCCUUCCUCCUCCUGGACGCGCACACCUGCGGCCAAUGUGGCUGGAAAUUCACGAAAGGAGGAGUUAUCAAUGGAAAUGAAAAAUGCUCUGAGUGAGGCCAGCCUCUUGCUUCACAGCAGCAACAAUGCGCUUCCACGUUGGAAAGAAUCAUUACGAAGAAAUUCAGCUCCCGUAGUGGGUCAGAGCAAGACUGUGCAUGUGUUCCGUGCGCCCACAGAAGAGCAUUUUGCUGGGGUGUCCUGCGGAGUGGGGGAAGCUCUGGUGAGGGACUGGCUGGGAGGAGGGCCUAGGGCCACCGACAGCUGGAGAGGAUGGUGCCACACAGGAGAGCCUUGGGUGUCUGAACUACCGUGCCCUCAGAAACGGUCAGAAAUGGGGGUUUCUGAGGAGGAACCGCCAAAUGCUCUUCUAAAGGGGCUGGGCUUUGAGUUGGAACUGUGUGGCCUGCAUUUCGUCCUGUCUGCACUGCUGCACGCACGCCCUGAAGUUUUCCUGGAUGAUGAGACAAAGUGUGUUUUCCUUGGCCCCUCAGAGCCCCUGUUUUCAGAGCAAAUGGUAGAAUACAAGAAAAUGCUUUCAAGUGUAAAAAGCACCUCAAACGAUCUGCAGAUAAUACUGGGGUUACUGGCUCUACCAGCUUUUGAAGUAGCAAAUCCGUUGUGCCGUAGUUAAGGUACAAGCAGAACAAUAAAGAUAGAUUAAUUUUAAAAGUUGUCUUAUAAUGAUUUCUUUCAUGCUGAGUCUGGAUACGAACAGAAGUUCCUGCUUCAGUUUGUAUGAUCAGACAAACUUUAAGUGGAAUUUAAACUCAUGGGAAGUUGGUUUAUGUGACAGGAGAUUUUUAAACAUGUUUUAACUUGUGCUUGAAAGACAUUCAGUAUUGGGAUACCGUUUCGAGGAGAACAUUCAUAGACCCUGUAAAUGUCAGGUUCAGCGUAAAGAUUUAACAACAUUCUUUAUAUGUCUUCAACGCUCAUUCUAAAGGGCUCCCGUCCCCGAUACUGUCUCCUCAGACUGAUCAUCGGGUAGGAGUGGCCAUUUGUUCAAGUCAGCCCUUCCCUACUUGCUCUCGGCCCUGCCACCAUUUCUGCAUUCUGUAGAAUAAUUUCGGUCUGCAGCAAAUUUGAUUUCUUUUCUCACAUCCCUUUCCUUCCCCUUGAAAUGUGAUUUAAAUGGAGGCCCUAUGGUGAAAGUUGCAAUAUUCAGUGUCCUUUUAGUAUAAUCCUUUCUCAAGCUAGGAGCCCUAGCUGUGUCGCCUGAAAUAGAAACGACCUUGAGACCACCUGCAGUAGCUCAGUCAGGGGGAGACAGACCUCGUAUUGCCCCCGUAGAAAGUUUCCGGUUUCCAGGAGUGGAGGUAUCUCUCAAGCUAACAUUUUUGCUGAGGUAACCCCUCUGGUGGUUGAGAACUCCGGUAAAGGUCCCUUCAGAGCAUGAGUCUUUCAGGAGUCCCAAAGUAAGACUUAACCAUUUUUGGGGUGACUGGUUGCCUCUCUCCGUUUGUGUGCUGACUUGCCAUGUGCUAUUUUAGUGUUUGGGGAAAACGAAAAAUAAAACGUGUUGUUAAGCAUAAUAAA
Molecule: messenger RNA, 1740 nt
Organism: Ailuropoda melanoleuca (giant panda)
Lineage: Eukaryota; Metazoa; Chordata; Mammalia; Carnivora; Ursidae
Gene: FAM220A
Product: family with sequence similarity 220 member A
Exons: 1
Coding region: 38-835 (265 amino acids)
Biological process (GO): protein dephosphorylation; negative regulation of transcription by RNA polymerase II
Cellular component (GO): nucleus
Molecular function (GO): STAT family protein binding
Source: RefSeq, a predicted model, not a curated record